This is a messenger RNA of Drosophila erecta, 676 nucleotides long. RefSeq lists its product as uncharacterized. The transcript is spliced from 2 exons. Gene Ontology annotation, biological process: mitochondrial respiratory chain complex III assembly. Lineage: Eukaryota; Metazoa; Arthropoda; Insecta; Diptera; Drosophilidae. The record is from RefSeq and is a predicted model, not a curated record. The coding region runs from base 380 to 613 and encodes 77 amino acids.
UCGAUAGUUAAUUUUAUCGAUAAGCUGGUAGGUGAUUUUGUUUUUCUUUUUUUUUCUUAGAAAGGAAACGUGUUUAAUAUUUAAAACUCCCAAUUAAAAUGCUGCCGAAAACACCAAAACCUGCCAUUUGGAAAUUCAUCAAAGGAAGUGCCAAAACACUGUUUGUCCUCGAGGCAGUUUGCUUUGCAGCCAGCUACGGUGUUUAUUAUCGCAUGAACACAAAUCGAGAGUUUCGCCAGCACAUUCACGAGAACUAUCCCUUCGUCUUGGACUAUUACUAUAAAAUCGGUGAAAUCGUGGGAGACAGCACAGUGCGACAGGCGGAUGCGAAUUAUUGGAAACAUUUAAAGAAAAGCGACUAGAAGAUACCGCUGUCAAAAUGCUUAGUAAUCGCUAUUUUAAGUCCAUUUUGUGGUUAAUUGGCUUCGGAGGAAUGGGCUACGGCUUAAUGCUGCUAACUGAGCCGAACGUCGAGAAAAUAGAGCGCAUCAAAGCCUCAGUUUCAAGUACCAAACUGAGUGAAGAUGAUCAGCGAAAGGCUUUGUUUAUGAAGAAGUUGCAGGAGGCGUCCACUACCAGUGCCCCAAUCUACAGUUCAUCGGCAGACAAAUAGGAUAGUUAGAUUUAUUGUCAGCAAUUUAUCAAUUUGUUAUACUUUUUAAAUAUAAAUGUUAAG